Molecule: messenger RNA, 768 nt
Organism: Anopheles cruzii
Lineage: Eukaryota; Metazoa; Arthropoda; Insecta; Diptera; Culicidae
Product: protein lethal(2)essential for life-like
Exons: 1
Coding region: 114-722 (202 amino acids)
Biological process (GO): response to heat; protein refolding
Molecular function (GO): protein folding chaperone
Source: RefSeq, a predicted model, not a curated record
ACCUCUAACGGCAGUUAAUUUGUGUGGUGAUUGUCUACGUUGUAAUAUCGUCUUGAUACCGUUUUUGUUCAACUUAUCCCCCGGUAACCAGUUAAACUUGAAACAGCCAAAAAAUGUCGAUCGUUCCGAUUUUCUUCCGUAACUGGUGGGAGGACGAAUGGGACCGACCGCUGCGAACCUCGCGUAUCCUGGAUCAGCAUUUCGGCGGCGGUAUUAGCGGAGACGAUCUUCUGGGUGCAUUGGCCGGCAUCACAGAUUCGCGCCAUCGUCGGCAGCUUUCCCAUCAUUAUCCUACGGGACGUUACAUUCGCCCGUGGCACAGCUCGUGCGUGGCCAACAAGCAGGAUAUCGGCUCGGCGGUGAACAUCACCAACGAUAAAUUCCAAAUCAAUCUGGACGUGCAGCAUUUCGCUCCGGAGGAGAUCUCGGUAAAGUACGUCGACAAAUCCAUCAUCGUGGAGGGAAAGCACGAGGAGAAACAGGACGACCACGGAUACAUUUCGCGCCAUUUUGUACGCCGCUACAUGUUGCCGGCCGGCCACAACGAGAGCGAUAUCGCUUCGUCACUCUCAUCGGAUGGCAUCCUGACCAUCACUUGUCCGAGGAAAGCGAUCGAACAGAAGCCGGAAAGAAACAUUCCCAUCACGCAUACGGAGCCAAAGAAAAUGGCUAUCGAUUCGCAGGCGAACGGUUCCCAAGGCCAGCGCUUGAAAGGCAAAUGAACUCAGCAAAGCAUUUUUACGUCAACCGAUAAGACUGUUUCGUGCA